UCUCUCUCUGUGCCUUUAAAAUAGGAGGUCGUAGAGUGUCGAGAAAGCUAAGUGCCCCUAACCCUACCCUCCUCCUACACCGGAAAGUGCCCCCUGUUGCAAGGUUCCUCGAGGCCUCGAUCCCGAUAAGCGUCCAAGUGUGGGAGGUCUGCACUUCUUCACUUGCUAUUCUUUGCAGCUUCUGCUGCUACAACAUGUCAAGAUAUCACCUGAAGCAGUACGAGAAGGAGCACAUGAAGAUGGCCAUGCUGAAGCAGGAAGAGACAUUCAAGCAGCAGGUUCAAGAACUGCACCGGCUGUACCGGGUCCAGAAGCUACUGAUGACCGACGCGGCGAGCGCAGCAACAGCAAUGCCCGCCGCCACCCGAUGCGACCUCGAGGACGAGAGGCGCGCCGCGGAGAACGACGCCGGCUCGAGCAGGUCGUGGGACGACGCCUACCCUGAGAAGGGGAAGAAAGCCGCCGCUCCCCGGCUCGUCCUCCAGGAGAGCGACCUCGAGCUGACGCUGUCCCUAGGGUGCUUCGGGACGACGGGCGCGACGAACAAGGCGGCCAAGAAGGAGGCGUCGUCGAGCGUGGACUCCAGGACGAGCGGUUCGUCGUCGUCGACGGAGUCCGGCAGCCCCGACCGCCGGGUCGUCGUCCUGCCUGCUCCGUCGCUGAUCGGUUCCGCGACGACGAAGCCUGGUGCUGGUAGCGUUGGGCAGCGUCUGGAGCAGGACGGGCUGCAGCAGCCUCCUUGGCUCCACAAGUGUCUGAAUUUGGCACGAUAACUGUCUCUCUCUCACCGGAUUACCAUUCUGCAGUUCUUAUGGCGGUACAAAAUAGGAAAAAGGUUCUGUUACUCUUCUUUCUGUGUUGCUUCUUCAGUUCUUUUCCUUCUUUGGAUGAAACCUGCUGCCCAUCCAAACUGAACGUAGUCUUUGACUUAGUGCA
This is a messenger RNA of Setaria italica (foxtail millet), 936 nucleotides long. RefSeq lists its product as uncharacterized. Bases 195 to 773 code for a protein of 192 amino acids. The record is from RefSeq and is a predicted model, not a curated record. The transcript is spliced from 3 exons. NCBI's taxonomy places the organism in Eukaryota, Viridiplantae, Streptophyta, Magnoliopsida, Poales, Poaceae.